AUGGACCGCGCAACGCGUUCAGAAGGCCUCGGAAAUGCCCCUUUCCACGGAGUGUUCCAUACAAUCCUCAGCAUCAUCAUCCUCGGCUUGUCGGCAUUCCUUUUCCACCACUACAAGGAAGGCGGCGAUGACUAUUUCCGCCCACUGCGCAAUGUAUACCUCUAUGAUCUUAUAGUAUCUGUAUUAGCUAUUGGAGGUGGUCUUUUAAUCUGCUUACCGAUCAUUGGUCGACCAAUCGUGCUCGCCAUUGCCCUUCUAAUCCCCCUGUUGUACAUUGGAGGCUUUGGGUGGACAGAGUACGAACACCAUAAGCAUGCACGCUUCUUCCCACACCAUGGAGUGGCGACUGCACUCGUUGUGUUCUUGGGCAUUGCCGCCUUCCUCGGACUCAUCGCGUUUAUUGGCGAAAUCUCCAUCUUCCGUCGUCGCCGUGCCACCAGACCUGCUACCGUUUAA
Serendipita indica DSM 11827 is the source of this 456-nucleotide messenger RNA. The record is from the annotation of a GenBank genome assembly. Lineage: Eukaryota; Fungi; Basidiomycota; Agaricomycetes; Sebacinales; Serendipitaceae.